CGACACGUCAUUAUUUUGCUGAGGUCCUACGCGUUGACAUCUGUCUGAAUAUUUCUUGUGAACCUCGCAGAGAAGAAUCGUUUCCAAAAUGGCGUCCCUGAUACAGAAGAUACCUCUGAUGGUGCUUCUCCUGACCGGCUUCGUUUGGCUUUCUGAAGGUCAGUUCUGCACGAAAUGUCCCGAUUAUUGGAUGAAGGUCGGUGAAUAUUGCUACCAAUACUUCGGCAAUAAAAGGACAUGUCACGACGCUGAGAACAUUUGUAAUCGAAUUGGAGGAGACCUGCCCAGCAUCCGAAACGAGAAGGAAAGUAACACCAUCUACCAGCUAUGGAAGGGUCUCGUUAAUCAUCCCACUCAAAAGGAAUCUGCAUACUGGAUCGGUCUCCGUGAUACCAACCAGGAAAACAAGUUUGACUGGACAGAUGGCACCCCUGUAGACUACUAUAACUGGCAGCCUGGACAACCCGACAACUGGCAAAACGAGGACUGUGUUGAAGUCCGCAACGUUGGCAACAAUGACUACGAACGACAGCGCUGGAAUGAUAAGGGGUGCAGUACCGCUCGAGCCUUCUUUUGCCGUAUGCCGCUCAACUGAACGUCAGAGAUCCAAUGUCGAUUAUCACGAAGGGGGGGGGGGGGGGGGG
Strongylocentrotus purpuratus (purple sea urchin) is the source of this 644-nucleotide messenger RNA. Its product is annotated as alpha-N-acetylgalactosamine-specific lectin-like. Bases 89 to 595 code for a protein of 168 amino acids. The record is from RefSeq and is a predicted model, not a curated record. NCBI's taxonomy places the organism in Eukaryota, Metazoa, Echinodermata, Echinoidea, Camarodonta, Strongylocentrotidae. The transcript has 3 exons.